GCGAGACCCAGCGUGCCCCGCGCGCUCCCGGCACCCCCCGCGGCACCCCUGUCCUUCACAGCGGCUAAGAUGGCGACCGCCACUCGCCUCAUCCAGCGCUUCCGCAAUUUCUUGGCGGGGCGGAACCUGCAGGCCAAGCUGCCGCUGCGCUACACGGAGAUCUCCAAGAGAACCCAGCCGCCGCCUCGGCUCCCGGUGGGCCCCAGCCACAAGUUCGCCGGUAACUAUUACUGCAGCCGGGACGGACGCCGAGAGUCUCUGCCGCCCAUCGUGGUCGUGGCGGCGCAGAAGACCCUUGCUGCGGGGGCGCAGGCUGGCAGUUCAGGCUCUGCAGUGUCAGCAGCUGAGAAAAAACCAGUGACGCCAGGACCAGCGCUUAAGAGGUGGGAAAUUUCAAAAGACCAGCCCUAUUUGUGAGAAAUAAAGCGUGAUGAGGCUGGAUGUGCAGGUCGCAGUUCAUUAUGAAGCAGCACUCUAAUAGGAAUGCCUGUGGUGGAUUUUGCUACAGUGAUGCUGUGUGGAACUUGGCCUAGUGCUGAUAAUGCAUGACUAAUAAAUAUAUUUAGAGCUGUGGUUA
Messenger RNA from Falco peregrinus (peregrine falcon), 577 nucleotides. It is a transcript of the gene NDUFA7, whose product is annotated as NADH:ubiquinone oxidoreductase subunit A7. The coding region runs from base 70 to 417 and encodes 115 amino acids. The transcript is spliced from 4 exons. The record is from RefSeq and is a predicted model, not a curated record. Gene Ontology annotation, cellular component: mitochondrial inner membrane. Lineage: Eukaryota; Metazoa; Chordata; Aves; Falconiformes; Falconidae. Gene Ontology annotation, biological process: mitochondrial electron transport, NADH to ubiquinone; ATP synthesis coupled electron transport.